AUGGCGAGAUUCUACGCCACCGUCAACCAUGAAGGAGAUUUCUUCUUCUACACCAAGAGCGUGCCCUCGAAUUCGGAAUACGAUGUUAAGUACUAUUGUAGCUAUGACUUGUAUUCUUCUCCCAACGCUUCCGAGGCUGCGAUCCGUGUUGUGUUCAGCAGCGAAGCUUUGAUUUCUGUCGUGAGGAGGAACGGGCAGGUACAAGUUAUUAGCCCGAGUUCGAUUCUACCGUCUUCCGAUAAUUACCACAGGGCGACUCUCGAUUGGGAAGGUGUUUUCACACAGUAUUAUCACCCCAAGAACUUUGGGAAUAGCCCUGGCUGGCAAGUUGCAAAGUCGUGGCCAGAUGACAUCUGCAUCUACGUCCUCGGAGAAACAGGCAGCGGGGCGUGUGGCUAUAAUAGUGCGUGCGAAAUGCAAAACGGGAGGCCCGUCUGCACAUGCCCAUCGGAGUUUUCACUGGUUGAUCCCCUUGAUCGAAAUGGCGACUGCAAGCCUAACUUCCCGCAGAUUUGCAGAGGUGGUGAAAAUGGUUCUGUGCCACAAGACAAUGAGUACCGCUUGGAGAUGAUAAGUGACAUCGAUUGGCCUUUGAAUGACUACCAAAAAAUCAGUCCGUGCAGUGUAGAGGAAUGCCAAAGGGCUUGUCUGGAUGAUUGUCUCGGUGGUGCUGCCAUACACAGAGUUAACACCUGCUGGAAGAAGAAGCUGCCGCUAUCCAAUGGCAAAGUCCAAAAAGACUCCCAAGCAAAACCCCUCAAUCCUGUCCGAGACCCUUCGUCGUCUUCGAACCUACGCUGCUUCACUUACAAAGAGCUCGAGCUGGCCACAGAUGGGUUCAAAGAAGAGCUAGGAAGGGGCUCUUUUGGAAUUGUCUACAAAGGGGAGAUUCCACUCGGUUCCCAAAACAUAGUUGCUGUGAAGAAGCUAGACAGAAUGUUUCAAGAUUCCGAGAAAGAGUUCAAGACAAGAAGUGAACGUCAUCGGCCAGACUCACCACAUGAAUCUUGUGAUCAUGGUCGGGUUCUGCGAGGAGGGGCCUCACCGUUUGCUUGUAUACGAGUACAUGAGCAAUGGGACACUAGCGGGCUUUCUGUUCGGCCAUCUGCGGCCAAGCUGGAGCCUACGGGCACAGAUCGCAAAGGGGCUGGCGUUCUUGUACUUUGUGUUCCUAUUGAUGAUGCUAUAAUUAAUUGCCUAAAUGUGUGA
This is a messenger RNA of Salvia splendens (bonfire salvia), 1209 nucleotides long. Its product is annotated as G-type lectin S-receptor-like serine/threonine-protein kinase LECRK3. The record is from RefSeq and is a predicted model, not a curated record. Lineage: Eukaryota; Viridiplantae; Streptophyta; Magnoliopsida; Lamiales; Lamiaceae. The transcript has 4 exons. The coding region runs from base 1 to 1209 and encodes 402 amino acids.